GAAGAUAAACCGGAGGAGCUGACAGCCCAGCUAGCGGACAACAACCCAGGCUGGACCAAGGAUGCAAUUCGGCCCCUCUACACGUUACGUUAUGGAGGAGCAAGCAGGAAAGAUUCCCAGUUCGUCUCGUGGGUGGUAGAGGUAGACCCGCCAACCUGGAAAGCAGCCCUCAGCCGAGGUCGGGUCAACUUGGAUUACCAGACCUGCGCGGUGAAGGAAUAUCAGGGAGUGACACGAUGUUACAACUGCCAGGCGUACGGACACGUGGCCGCGGCGUGCCCGAAAAAAGAUCCGAUUUGCGGAAAUUGCGCAGGGCAGCACGAUACAAGGUGCUGCAAAAGCAACACGCCUAAAUGCGCCAACUGCCACCGGGCGGGAAGACGCAGUAGCCAUCGCGCGGGCUCACAAUACUGCGAAGCGCAAAUUAGGGCAGUGGCAAAUGUAAAGUGUGCCACCAACUACGGGGAGGCACCCGCGCCUCAGAACAUGCGGAUGGACGAUGAGGGCGCAAUCAGCGUAGGAUGA
Molecule: messenger RNA, 525 nt
Organism: Cimex lectularius (bed bug)
Lineage: Eukaryota; Metazoa; Arthropoda; Insecta; Hemiptera; Cimicidae
Exons: 1
Molecular function (GO): zinc ion binding; nucleic acid binding
Source: RefSeq, a predicted model, not a curated record